AUGGGGAAUGCACUAUGCUGUCUGCAAGAUUCCUCAGCUGCUGCAAGAAGCAAAGAGGUGAUGUACGAUGUGAGGCAACAGGCCAAUCACGAGUAUGUUAAUCAGACAUUUCCGAGAGAAGAUACUUCAAUCAAUUUUCUUCCUCAUAUUAGUGAAAGGGAGCUGCCCGAUGAGAUCGGUGAGGACCCAUCAACGCAGCCAAUGGUUAAGCCAAUAUUUAUGGAACGAAGCCGAAGUGAAAUGAAGUUAAAAGAUAAUCGUCGUUCGUUCUAUGUGUUGGAUGCACAGAGUUUGACCACCGUUAUGUCUCCGUUACAAAAGUCGAAUAGUUGCUCGACAAUAUUUCUCGAUGAUUCUACCAUUUCGCAGCCAAAUUUAAAAAAUACGAUCAAAUGUAUUUCUUUAGCUAUUUAUUAUCACAUUGUGAAUCGAAAAAAUCGUGCUCAUGAGAGACUGAUGGAAAUUUUUGAAGAACGACUGCAUCCAAUCACGAGAGAUCCAAUUCCAAUCGAAAUGAUGUCGAGAGAUCCGGAUCAUCGGCAAAUAUAUCGUUUUAUCAGGACCCUUUUUCAUGCUGCCCAAUUAACAGCAGAGUGCGCAAUAAUCACUUUGGUACGUACUUCGUUCACUAUUAUUCAGUACUUUAUACUUGGCGAGGUUUUAUGUAAGCAUAAGUAA
Molecule: messenger RNA, 678 nt
Organism: Acanthocheilonema viteae
Lineage: Eukaryota; Metazoa; Nematoda; Chromadorea; Rhabditida; Onchocercidae
Source: the annotation of a GenBank genome assembly